UUCGGGGCGGGUCAAGCUUCGGGUAGCCGAGCACAGCCAAUAGGUGGGAGAAGCAAAGGUUCAGUUUAACUCCUCAAUUUGAAACUUGAAAUCGGAAGUGACAGAGGUUUUGUGGGUUGGAAAUUAUGGACAUGGAUGUUGAUGAACCAACCAAAGGCGAAGAAGAAAAGCAAGGAAAGCCCAUAAUCGUAGUAUUGAUGGGUGCACCCGGUAGCGGCAAGUCCACAUUCUGCGAACAAGUCAUGGGCUCCUCUGUUCGUCCCUGGGUCCGGGUCUGCCAGGAUACCAUCAAGAAUGGGAAAGCCGGUACGAAAGCUCAGUGUAUAGAGAGUGCGAGGAGUACAUUGAGGGAAGGAAAGAGUGUGUUUAUAGAUAGAUGCAAUCUAGAGAAAGAGCAAAGAUAUGAGUUUGUGAAGCUUGGUGGUCCUCAAGUGGAUGUUCAUGCUGUGGUGCUUGAUCUUCCUGCUAAGCUUUGUAUCUCGCGGUCGGUGAAGCGAACUGGCCAUGAGGGGAACUUGCAAGGUGGAAAAGCUGCGGCUGUUGUGAAUAGAAUGCUGCAGAAGAAAGAAUUGCCGAAUCUGAGCGAAGGAUUUGGCAGGAUCACUUUUUGCCAGAAUGAGAGUGAUGUUGAAUCUGCCAUUCGUACAUAUAGUGGACACGGUCCCUUGGAUACACUUCGCCAUGGCACUUUUGGCCAGAAGAGCCCGGGUGCAAAAGUUCAACUUGGUAUAAUGAAAUUCCUAAAGAAAACAGAUGCUCCUACUAAUACUGAAUCGACUUCGAACAAGGUUCAGGAUUCUAAUGCUUCUCAAAUUACUGGGGGAAAGGAUACCAGUGUGAAAGGAACAGGUUUGUUUAUUGAAAGUGGUAGUAUGGAGUCCAAGAAAGGUGAACGGCCUGUUGUAGGUUCUGCUGGCACUGACGUCAGACAAUGCUCCCACCCUGGCAUUUCCAUCUAUUUCCACAGCAGAUUUUCAGUUUGACCUUGAGAAGGCAUCUGACAUUUUUGUAGAGAAAGUUGCAGAAUUUGUAAAUAAACUUGGAAAUGCUAGACUUGCUUUGGUGGAUUUGACUCAUAAAUCAAAGAUUUUGUCCUUGGUGAGGGAUAAAGCUUCACAGAAAAACAUCGACUGCAAUAGGUUCUUCACAUUUGUAGGAGAUAUCAUUAAGCUUCAUUCAGAAGGAUGUCUUUGCUGCAAUGUGAUAGCUAACGCUGCUAACUGGCAACUUAAACCAGGAGGUGGUGGUGUCAAUGCUGCAAUCUUCAACGCUGGAGGUCCUGUGUUUUCAAAGCAAACCCAAAACGAACAUAAGAGAUGCAAUGGAAAUUCCAAAUCCAAAUGUAACUCCAAUUUCAACACUGAUAAUGUCCCAAUCAAUCUUAUUUCCAGAAUUUUGAUGGCUUCCAUUUGAUGUUGAUGCUGAUAGUACUGCUGUGUUGUCCACCGUUAAAGGAGGUCCCCAUAAUCCUUUGUUGCCUUCAAA
Molecule: messenger RNA, 1485 nt
Organism: Rosa rugosa (rugosa rose)
Lineage: Eukaryota; Viridiplantae; Streptophyta; Magnoliopsida; Rosales; Rosaceae
Product: transcription factor bHLH140-like
Exons: 5
Coding region: 126-983 (285 amino acids)
Source: RefSeq, a predicted model, not a curated record